AUGACUAUCCCGGAAGAAGUUGAUAUUAUUGUCUGCGGCGGUGGCAGUGCGGGAUGUGUGCCAGCUGGACGUCUGGCCAACCUGGACCACGAUCUCCAGGUCCUCUUGAUUGAGGCCGGGGAGAGCAACCUCAACAACCCCUGGGUCUACCGCCCAGGCAUCUACCCGAGGAACAUGAAACUCGAUUCGAAAACCGCCACGUUCUACUAUUCUCGACCCUCCGAAUGGCUCGAUGGACGUCGUGCCGUCGUCCCCUGCGCCCACGUUCUCGGUGGAGGCAGCUCUAUUAACUUCAUGAUGUAUACGAGAGCAAGUGCCUCUGACUAUGACGACUUCCAGACCAAAGGAUGGACCACCAAGGAGCUCAUUCCCCUGAUGAAGAAGCAUGAAACCUACCAACGAGCCUGCAAUAACCGAGAUCUCCACGGGUUCGAAGGACCAAUCAAGGUCUCCUUUGGCAACUACACUUAUCCCAUCAUGCAAGACUUCCUCCGGGCUGCUGAGUCUCAGGGCUUCCCCGUUACGGACGAUCUCCAGGACCUUGUGACUGGUCAUGGUGCCGAACACUGGCUCAAGUGGAUCAACCGAGACACUGGCCGUCGCUCUGAUGCUGCUCAUGCAUACAUCCAUGCCACUCGUGCCAAGUAUCAGAACCUUCAUCUCCAGUGCAACACGAAGGUGGACCGUGUGGUCAUCGAGAACGGCAAAGCGGUCGGUGUCCUGACUGUGCCUACCAAACCUGUUGGUGGAAGGAACCCUGAACGCAAGUUCUGGAAAGCCCGCAAACUCAUCAUUGUUAGCUGUGGUACUCUAAGUUCACCUCUCGUCCUGCAAAGAUCUGGCAUUGGUGAUCCAGAGAAGCUCCGAAAGGCCGGUGUCAAGUGCAUUGUGGACCUUCCGGGCGUUGGCCUCAACUUCCAGGACCACUACCUGCACUUCGCCACUUACCGGGCCAAGCCUGAGACUGAGUCGUUUGACGACUUUGUCCGUGGUGACCCAGAAGUCCAGAAAGCCGUGUUCGAAGAAUGGAACCUCAAGGGAACUGGACCAUUGGCCACCAAUGGCAUUGAAGCUGGCGUCAAAUCACGACCUACAGCAGAAGAACUCGAGGAGAUGAAGAAGUGGCCCACUCCGGAGUUCGUCACCGAGGGAGGUUGGGACAGCUACUUCAAGAACAAGCCCGACAAGCCAGUCAUGCAUUACAGUGUGAUCGCCGGAUGGUUCGGUGACCACCUCGACAUGCCUGCUGGCAAGUUCUUCACCAUGUUCCAUUUCUUGGAAUACCCUUUCUCUCGUGGCUUCACCCACAUCGUGUCUCCAGACCCAUAUGAGGCACCAGACUUCGAUGCCGGCUUCAUGAAUGACAAGCGUGAUAUGGCACCUAUGGUCUGGGGCUAUAUCCAAUCCCGUGAGACAGCCCGUCGGAUGCAAGCCUAUGCCGGUGAAGUUACGGCCAUGCAUCCUCACUUCAAGCACGACUCGCCCGCCCGAGCUCUGGACAUGGACCUCAACACCCGCAACCAAUACGCAGGACCGAACCACAUCAGUGCCAACAUUCAACAUGGUAGCUGGACCAUGCCCGUCGAGCAGGGCGAUGUGCCUGAGCCCAGCUUUCUCAACUCGAACAAGCAGCACUACCGCGCACCUCUUAAAUACAGCAAGGAAGAUAUUGCUCACAUCGAGAAAUGGGUUCAGCGACACUGCGAAACCACGUGGCACAGCUUGGGAACCUGCUCUAUGGCUCCUCGAGAGGGCAACAGCAUUGUCAAGCAUGGUGUAUUGGAUCCAAGACUAAACGUCCACGGCGUCAAGAACCUGAAGGUUGCCGAUCUGUCCGUCUGCCCAGAUAAUGUUGGCUGCAACACCUUCUCGACUGCGCUGCUCAUUGGCGAGAAGUGUGCGGUGCUCGCUGCCGAGGAUCUUGGCUACAGUGGUGCAGCUUUGGACAUGAAGAUCCCACCUUACCACGCUCCUGGCGAGAGUGUUGGUCUUGCUCGCCUGUAG
Messenger RNA from Cladophialophora bantiana CBS 173.52, 2004 nucleotides. RefSeq lists its product as uncharacterized. The transcript has 4 exons. Bases 1 to 2004 code for a protein of 667 amino acids. The record is from RefSeq and is a predicted model, not a curated record. Gene Ontology annotation, molecular function: oxidoreductase activity, acting on CH-OH group of donors; flavin adenine dinucleotide binding. Lineage: Eukaryota; Fungi; Ascomycota; Eurotiomycetes; Chaetothyriales; Herpotrichiellaceae.